Messenger RNA from Oldenlandia corymbosa var. corymbosa, 1464 nucleotides. The record is from the annotation of a GenBank genome assembly. Lineage: Eukaryota; Viridiplantae; Streptophyta; Magnoliopsida; Gentianales; Rubiaceae.
UAAGUAUAAAGUAUAAACACACCGCCGAUUUCUGCAUAUCACCAAAGUUCACAAGUUUAUUCAGCUGAUUGAUACAUUUUUCAGCAUUCAAGUAUUCCGAGAACGAAAGAAAUUUCUCUGAUUUUGAGGUGAAAUUCGUUCAGAAUUCAGGCGUAACAAUCAUAUAUAUAUACAUAUAUAUAUUAUUCAUCAGUUGAACCGUUUGUGAAGGAAAAAAAUACCCAGAAUUCCCAACUCGGCUAUUCAUUUGAUCGAACAUAUCGAAAUCAUCAAUGGCGACCGAAGGACUCUGUUAUUCGACUCUUCAUUGCGCCGUUAACAACAAAAACUCUCCAUUCGGUAGCUCCAGCUCUCGGCGGCGGUCCCGAAAUGGGAUUUCGGUGGUUCCCAGCUCCGCCACCACCCGGAGAAUUUUUUGCGGAGUAAAGGCUACCCGAAUUCACCGUUUGAUUGAGGAGCAUGGGGUGGUUCUUAUGCCCGGUUGCUUCGAUUCUCUAUCAGCUGCCAUUGUUGAAAAAGUCGGGUUCCAUGCCGGUUUUAUCUCCGGUUAUGCACUCUCUGCUUCCAUCCUCGGGAAACCCGACUUCGGAUUACUCACGCCGCCGGAAAUAGCUGAGAGGGCACGGUCUGUUUGCGCUGCCGCACCACUGAUUCCAAUCAUUGCUGAUGCCGAUACUGGUGGUGGGAAUGCUCUAAAUGUUCAGAGGACUGUCAAAGACUUGAUUGCAGCAGGUGCUGCUGGCUGUUUUUUGGAGGAUCAGGCUUGGCCUAAGAAGUGUGGGCACAUGCGUGGGAAACAGGUCAUCCCCGCCGAGGAACAUGCUGCGAAAAUAGCAUCUGCAAGAGAUGCUAUUGGGGAUUCCGACUUUUUCCUUGUUGCGAGGACCGAUGCACGUGCUACAUCAGCUAAACAUGGUCUCUCUGAUGCCAUUUAUCGGGCUAAUCUGUAUAUGGAGGCUGGGGCUGAUGCCAGCUUUGUGGAGGCUCCUAGAGAUGAUGAGGAGCUCAAAGAAAUCGGACGGCAAACAAAAGGAUACCGAGUCUGUAACAUGAUUGAAGGCGGCAUUACACCCUUGCAUACACCAGAGGAGCUCAAGGCCAUGGGUUUUCACUUGAUAGUUCAUCCAUUAACAGCCCUUUACGCUUCCGCCCGUGCAAUGGUUGACACACUGAAGAUACUGAAGAAUGAUGGAUCUACGAAAGAUCAACUAGACAAGAUGGCAACCUUUCAGGAAUUUAACCAGCUGGUCAAUUUGGACGCCUGGUUUGAGCUCGAAGCUCGUUACGCGAAUCUGAAAAGUGUUGCAAGAGAAUGAAACCUAAUAGUUUUUUGAAGCGAAAACAUCUGUAGCUCUAAUAGAUGCAGGACAGUCUUCUUUCUUUCUCAUACCAUUUUUGUAGUCAUUGGAUACUCAUUGUUGCAGAGAUAUCUUGAAAGUCUUCAGAUUUUGAACUGAUUUCUCC